AGCUGCUCUCUGUCUGUACAGCAGCCAGGUCUGUGCGGCGCGGUGCACGCCGGGAGCGCCUCCCCAGCCAACAUGGCGUCUCGCUGACAGUUGUGCUGCAGCUCAGGUCCUGCUCACCAGUUUGUGUGCCACCCGGGGGCCUCUGGGAGAGCUCCUCCCGCCCUACCCGGGGCUUCGGUGACGGUUCACUGCUGGUGUCGUGUGGGCAAGGGCAGAGUAGCUAGGCAGCGGUCGCCACACCCUGCAGUGUAUGUGUGCCUGUGAUGCUGCGGGUCACCGGGUGUCAGUGAGAGACAGGGGAUGAGGGAGCGGCCCCGGGGGCUGGGGAGGAAGACAUGGGAUCGGUGACGGCUGGAGAUUCGGCUCAAUGGCUGUCGGUGAAGGAAGAGACUAUCUUUCUACAUGAUGGACUGAUUCGGGUCACUGACUUGGCCGAGCUCCCGAGUGAGAUCGGGGUUGCAGAAGCCGGGGACACGGACCUGGAGAUUUUAACAUUUGAGACCAAGAAUCCUACAGAGUUAGCAGAACGCUUGCGGGCAGUGUGUGGGAACCAGAGCAAUGCUUAUGCACGUUUACUUGAGUACCGUCUCAAUGCCUUGCGUGGAUUAUGGAAUGCACAGCGCCAGUUGGCAAUGGAAGAACAGCAUGAGAGGGAGGGCUCCGAUGAUGAAACCCUGGCAUUGCUGAAGCGACAAGGCCUUUUACAGCAGCCAGAACAAGCUCCUUUUACAUCUCGAAUGGGACUCUUGCUGGUAUUUCCUCUCAUUCAAUCUCAGAGUAAAACAGACCCCUCACUUUGUAAUAUAACAGCUGAGGUGCUGUUGAAUUGCCUUCGGGACUGUCAGCCUUUGAGCCUAACUAAAGAACCAGCUGACUGCUUAAAUGGAAUUGAGUCUCUGCUUUGUUCCUGGUUGGAAGACACGUCUACUUUGGGCCAGCAUGUACCUUUCAAGCAGAAGGAAAACUCUGCUGCAGCUCUGGUUGCUUUGGCAUGUGCUAGGGGAUCAUUGAAGACCUUCAUUCAUACUGUACAUUUGCUACAAAAACAGACUGAUUUAGGAUCUCUGCCUGUAGCAGACGUAUUGUAUAGGUUGCUGCUUCUAGAAGGAGGGCCAGGAUCUCCCUCUUGUUUACUGGGAAGCAAGCACAUUGUAUCCUGGGGUUUUGAAGAUAUGCUUCCAGCUCCUGAUGGGUCCAGUGGUUCAAAUAAUGAGAAUAAAGAUGUGGAUUUAGGUCGCUGCUUGUCAUCAGACGGGCUUUACCUCUAUACAACUAACUCAGUGGGCAGAGGCUUGAGCAAAUUGGGCUCUGGACUGCACGGCACUUUACGAGGUUUUGUUUACUGUCGAAAUGAGGAGCUGGAAGCUGGUUGGAUUGCCUACGGAAGUGGAAAACUCCUUCACAGACCAGUUUCUUUUGAUAACAAGCCUCAUUUUAUUUUCCAGAUAAUCGAUCAGCAUACCCUUCAGAUCUCUCAGAUAAUCACCAUGCCAGCCAAUCAUUUUCCUGUCGGUAGCAAUAUGACAACAGUGCACCUAUCCUCAGAUGGCACUUACUUCUACUGGAUCUGGUCUCCAGCAAGCCUAAAUGAGAAGACUCCAAAAGGCCACUCUGUUUUCAUGGACAUCUUUGAACUAGCUGUGGAAAAUGGCGUGCACAUGGCAAGCCCUCUUCAUGAGCGCAUCAUACUAAUGAGAAAAGAGGGGGAGUCUGCAAAAAGUAUAAAUGAAAUGCUGCUCAGUAGAUUGUCCAGAUACAGAGCUUCUCCUUCAGCAACUCUAGCUGCCCUCACUGGAUCAACUAUUUCCAACACACUGAAAGAGGACCAAACUGCAGCAAAUACAAGCUGUGGUCUGCCACUGAAAAUGUUAAGAAAGACGCCAAUGUAUACAUGUGGCACAUACCUGGUACUUAUUGUACCACCCCCUGGAGGUUCUGGAAGUUCAGCCACACGAUCCCUAUUUGGUGGAACAAGUGGCUUGUCAUCUCUAAAAAUUCUUGCUUCCAGCCUUGUGUUUAACAUUUCUGAUGGGCAGUUCACAAACCGAGCUGACCUUAUUGAUGCUGCUGGCAGCUCCCUUGGACGUGGGGCAAUAGUGACCGGACUUGGUGCUUGUUAUGAUACUAUGAAUAACAUGAUCUGGACCUGCUCCAAUGAUUACAUUGAUCAGUGGUGUAAUCCAGGGAACCAGGCUUUCCAUGUUGUGUGCCAGAGACUAGGCGUCACUCACAUUAUUGCUGACCCCAAAGGGGAGGCUGUAACCACCAAUGAGGUUAUAAACCAAUUACUUCAUCAUGUGGGUGCAAUGUGUAUUCACCAGCUCAAUCUCCUGGCUAACAGCAACAGCUUACCCAUCACAACCUUCCUGGGCAAACAGCAUCCAAUUGAAUCGCACCAUCUGAGCAGCAUAUGUGACAUCAUGGAGAAAGCCAUGGUCAAUGGGGAUAAAUGUAUCAUCCGCUGUAUCCUUGUGGUGUUUCAGGUGGUAUUCAAAUUUUUCCUUAACCCCCAAACUGAGAAGAACAGAGAGACCAUCCGUAGGGCUGGAUUGCUACUGUGGCAGUUGCUUAUGGCACCAAAGGACCAAAUCUGCCCUGAAAUACAGAAGGAGGUCUGCUUGGCUAUUAGCUUUGGUUUAAACAUCUUGAACCCAGGAGAGCUGGAAAUCAAUAACCUACUUAAGCUGAUUCUGACAGAAGGUGACAGGAAUUGCGGACUUUCCCAACUCAAAGAUGUUAUUUUGACAAACCUGACUGAGCAGUUACAGAAUAACAGGUUUGGGAGUGAUGAAGAUGAACAUUACAGGCUAAAUGAUGAGCUAUUGCACUAUAUUUUGAAGAUUGUUGUUCGUGAAUCUUGUGUUCUGAUCACCAAGUGCCAAACUGUGUCUAAAGAAGAAUUCCAAAGACUCCUAUCAACCGUGCCUGUUGCCUCUCCAUGCCUGCGUUAUCUGAUGGCUGUACAAAAUCACUUCCUUAGUAACACUGUCUUAAUCAAACCUGAUGAGAAUGAUGAUAGUGACAGCUCCCUCCAGGGGGAGACAUUGAAGGUACAGGAACUGCAGACUAGCAUUUUGGGUCUGGCAACCCAAAUAUUAACUGGGUGUGAUGAAGUUCUGGAAAUGCUACAACGAGCCACAACCGCUCUUAUCAACAGUGAUCUUCCAGACAGAGAUAUUAGAUUAAAAGGUUUAGAGCAAAUCACCAAGUCCACGAUGCUUGGCCAUCUUCUCCCAGUCCUUCUGACAUCCCUCAUGCACCCCAACCUACAGACCUUGAUGAUGGCAGAUGCCCUGAUGCCCCAGUUGGUACAGCUUGUUCUCUACACAAGUCAGACUGCCUUGCUACUUAAAACCCAGUGUACAGUUUUGGCAGACAUUGGUAAUUCUCCAAGUGGAAUUUCAGAACAAAAAAGCAAAGUAUUGGCAGAUGACAGGAUGUUGGAAGAGAAGGAGGAGCCUGGUUUUCUGACCGGACUGAAGAUCCCGGCUCCAUGGGCUGCAGGAAAAACUGUAGAAACAGCUCAUCCUGUCAGAGACAACUACAAGUUUAAGGAGAGUGUUCACAUACCUGGAGCCCGUUGUCUGUAUCUCCGCUUUGACAGCAGGUGUUCUUCACAAUAUGAUUAUGAUAAGCUGGUGAUCUACGCUGGUCCCAAUACAAACAGUCGGAAAGUAGCAGAGUAUGGAGGAAAUACACUUGGCUAUGGAAGUAGAAGUGUAUUGGGCACUGGUUGGCCAAAAGAUUUGGUGAAGGUAGAGGGCGACACCGUCACAUUUUCUUUUGAGAUGAGAAGUGGCCGUGAGCACAACACGCCUGAUAAAGCAAUGUGGGGCUUCUCUUGCACUGUCAGAGCUCAGGAAUCCUCAGAAGAUGUAUCUGGAGGGUUACCAUUUCUGGUGGACCUGGCUUUAGGAUUGUCUGUAUUGGCUUGUUCCAUGCUUCGGAUAUUGUACAGUGGUCCAGAGAUCACAAAAGAAGAGUUGACUUGUCAUGAUCUUCUGAGGUCAAAGCUUUUACAGAGGUGUCAGUGGCAGGUAGAAGCCAAUGGUGCGUUGUCCCCAGCACUGACUCCAAGUCCAUCUCCACUGCCUCUUACCAUAGACGAAGAUCGAGAGUUUACCUAUCCUUCUGACAUCUUAUUGCCCCCAAUCGGCAAUUACUUUGAGCUUCCCAGAAUCAGGCUUCCUCCUGGUAUCAUGAUAAAACUCAGAGAAAUAUCUGGACGUGCCCGACCUCAAUUCAGACCAAGUAUAAAGGAAGUAAUCCAGCCUGAUGUGAUGGAGGAGAUGGUAGUGUCCUGUGUCAUUAAGCACUUGAAUUUGGUUGAUGCCCUCCAGUCCUUGAUAAACUAUCAGUACAGAGAAGAACAUCUUGAGGAGUAUGACUUGCUGUGUAAAAUUAUGGGAGAAACAUUCAAGAAACUGAACGCAAUGGAAAGACAAUUACAGAGUGUUGCUGAGCUGGAACAGAAAUGGCAGAGUGAGGUGGAAGAUGCAUUGCAUGGAAAGCUGGAAAACAAUGCUCCCUUCUUCUAUGACUAUCACUUCAAUGAAAGCAAAGUAAAAGAAUUGGAGCUGUUAUGUUCAAUGAAAGAAAUACUCAUUGAUGGAAGUGAUCCUGAGAAUAUGGUUUUCUCUCUCAGGGAGAAGUUUUUCCAAGAGGUAAAUUCCCUGACUCAAAAAGCCUCACAUCCUAUGGCAAAAACAAAAACACUGGUGAAGAGCUUGAUGAAUCGAGCAGAGUUAUUACUUCAUGUUACUAUUGCCGCACAAUCUGGUAUUACUAGAAGUAUUUCUGGUACACCUACAGAGCCUCCAGCAUGUAAAUCUACAUCUGAGGCUAAGGUGAUUUCCAACGCAAUGCGUCAACCGGUCUUCUUGCGCAGCAUGUCAGCACCCUCUGAUCUAGAAAUGAUUGGAAGCAAUGACCUGGAGUUCAGCAGAUCAAAUCCACGAAGACGGAAUGUAACCAGUCACAGGAGCAGCUCUUUCACUCUGCUGCAGUCUCUGGCUGUGGAAGACAGCAGAGAUAAACCAACAUACAGUGUUUUGUUAGGUCAGCUGUUUGCAUUCAUUGGAACCAAUCCUGAUCAAGCGGUAUCCAGCAGUAGCUUUUUGCUUGCUGCUCAGACAAGAUGGCGUCGUGGGAAUACACGUAAACAAGCCCUGGUGCACAUGAGAGAGCUGCUGACUGCUGCUGUCCGAGUUGGAGGAGUAACACACCUGGUUGGGCCAGUUACCAUGGUGCUACAGGGAGGACCAAGGAUUGAGGAGCUCACAUGUGGGGGGAUGGUGGAACAAGUGCAGGAAGCUUUUGGGGAGACCAUGACUUCAGUGGUGUCACUCUGUGCUCGCUAUCCUAUUGCCUGUGCUAACAGCAUUGGCCUAUUGUGCACCAUACCUUAUACUAGGAGCGAAGAAAAGUGCUUGGUGCGCAGUGGAUUAGUGCAACUCAUGGACCGAUUGUGCAGCCUGAGCAACCAGGCAGAGUCCAGCUCCAGUGAAAAACAGACCAAAAAACAGAAAGUGGCGACCAUGGCAUGGGCAGCCUUCCAGGUGCUGGCCAACAGAUGUGUAGAGUGGGAGAAGGAAGAAGGUGGUUCCACAGAGGCCGUACAUUCUGGUUUAGCUCGACAGGUGUCCACCCUUUUAACCAACCAUCUGGCACGAGCCACCGAAUGUUGUGGAAACCAGGCUGCUGGAAAUGAUGCUUUGCAAGAUGUUCUCAGCCUCCUGAAUGACCUUUCUAGGAGUCAAAUAGGUAAAGCAAUACUCAGCCAGCCAGCUUGUGUCUCCAAGCUUCUGUCGCUACUGUUGGAUCAACGCCCUUCCCCAAAGCUUGUCCUCAUCAUCCUUCAGCUGUGCCGUGCUGCCCUGCCUCUGAUGAGUGUGGAGGACUGUGGUAAUGUGGAGCUUCCCCCUUGGAGCUACUCUGUAUCCUCCCUGAACAGUGAGCAAGAAGAUCCCAGUGAUCCAGCCUCGAAGAUUGCAUCCUUGUUGUUGGCUAAACUAGCUGACUAUGUUGUCCCAGGAUGUCAGACUGUACUUUCUCCCACUGCCUCUGAGCCAGACAAUAACUUAUCUAAAAGCAGUCCAAAGAGUUCUCAGAAGGGGGAUAAGGAUUCUGGGGAAGAGAGUGAAGCAGUAGACGGCAAGCUGUCAAUUUUUAUCCACAAACGAGAAGAUCAGUCUUCUCAUGAAGUCCUGCAGCCUUUACUGAGUAGUUCAGAAGGACGACCCUUCCGUCUUGGCACUGGUGCAAACAUGGAAAAAGUGGUGAAGAUGGAUCGAGAUAUGACUAAAAGUGGAUGCUGUGAAGUAAUCACUGAAGAAUCGUCUGCUGCUCUCCGGAAAGCCACCAAAUGGGCCCAGUCUGGUCUUAUAGUUAGCGUUGGGCCUCCAGUUGAAAUAGUGAGCCCAGAAGUUGCAAGCAACCUUUCUACUGGAGACAAAAAGAAAACUGCCCAAACCUCCAUCUGCAGAGAGAGAAACUCAGAGCUUGCUAGAACUGAUCCUGUGCGUCCUUUCAUUAGUGGGCAUGUAGCAAAUAGCAUGGCUGCAGAAGUCAUUGCUCUACUUCACAGUUUGCUGAUGGCCCCAGAGUCUAAUGCAGCACAGAUAUGGACAACAACUGCAGAAAAGGUUCUUUCCCGUGCCCUAAUGCAUAUACCACAGCUGGGCAAGUAUGCUGAGAGCAUUUUGGAGAACGGGAGUGGUAGUGGCAGAAAGCUGGCCAAACUACAGGGCAUAGCAAGGCAAGCUGUUGCUGCUCUGUGUGCUCUAGGAGGGUUCAAGGAGACUAUUAAAAUAGGUUCAGAAGUCCAGGUGCUUGGUAAAGGUGUAUCGGGAAGUAUUGGAGUAGUUGUAUCCAUUAAUGAACAAGAAGGUAUUGCAACUGUGAAAUUCCCGCCUCUAGAUUUUAGAAAAUCUUCCAAGUCAUCUGACACACUGACUAUCCCAUUGUUUAGACUCUUUGUUCCACGCUCAGAGGCAUUGCCUCUUCAUAAACUGUCCAUUACUGAGAAGGUAGUGCAGGCAGUCCAGUCCAUGUUACUCCCCCAGGAGGGAUGCCUGUCUAUUCACACCUCACUUCCUGCAACAGGAGACGCCUCAACUCCAGUUAUGGCAGUGGUACGCCUUCUUGCAGAGAUCAGGACAAGAGCUUGCCUGGUCAUGGCUCAGCUGUUAGAGGACAGUUCAUUUUGUGAAGAGUUCAUUCAGCAGUGCCCCGCUGCAGUAGAAGUACUAAACCUGGUAGCACAGGAAUGUAGUGCAGGUGAGCGUCUUUCUGUGGUUGAAGUACAAUGUGAAAGACUGCGAAUGCUGUAUCGGGACUGCGCUCGUCCACCACCACCCCCUCUCCAGACUGAGCGCAGGCAGCCAAAAGAGAUUACCUGGAGCCCAUCCCGUGUUUUCCCACCAGUUCGAGCCUGCAUGUUUUCAUCACAUCUGACAGCUGUCACUUUUCUGGCAGACCCAAGUGCAGGAGGAGGUUUGCCACGGGGAACAUUUAUCUAUGCAACGUCACCUGUACCAGUACAAGCUCCAUCUUUUUACUGGGAGAUUGAAAUAGUUUCAUAUGGAGACAUAGAUGAUGACACUGGUCCAAUUGUGUCAUUUGGCUUUGCAACAGAAGCUGAAAAGCGGGAUGGUGCAUGGACUAACCCUGUGGGUACAUGUCUGUUUCACAACAAUGGACGAGCUGUACAUUACAACGGGUCCAGUUUAUUGCAGUGGAAGAGUGUGCGGUUAGAUGUGGCUCUAUCACCUGGUGAUGCUGCUGGUAUCGGUUGGGAGAGAACAGAGGGCACACCUCCACCCCCAGGUCAGCCUGCCAAGGGCAGAGUUUACUUUACCUACUGUGGUCAAAGGCUUGGACCCUUCUUAGAAGAUGUGUCAGGAGGAAUGUGGCCAGUUGUGCAUAUUCAGAAAAAGAAUACAAAAAUCCGGGCAAAUUUUGGAUCACGGCAAUUUGCUUUUGCAGAGGGGCAGGCGCAUCGCAAUGCUGCCGAUUUAUGUAUCGACUUGGCUGAAGAGAUAAGUGCAAAUUUUGAGGCUUUGCCAUUUGCCAUGGCAUCUGAUAGUGACAACGAUGCUGGAACUAGCAUUGCAUCUGAUCCUGGGACCCAUGGACCUCCAUGCCGCAUUGCUGCAGCAGCAACUGUGUUACAGCAAUAUGACAGCGAUGCUUCAUGCCGAUAUAAGAUGGAACUGAGCUUUGAAAAUUUAGUUACUUCUGGUCCUGAUCCACAUCCUCCACCUAUUGCAGAUGAUGAGAGUGAUGAUGAUGACGAUGACGACGUACCACGGGAAGAUCACUAUGCUUUACUCGUCAAAGCCUGGGAGACCAAAGUCUUUCCAACAAUUCGGAGACGUUUUCGCAAUGAGGCCGAGAGAAAAUCCGGACUGGACCAGAUUAAGGGAGCUCUGCAACUUGGAAUGGUGGAUAUCGCACGGCAGACAGUGGAGUUUCUGUAUGAGGAGAAUGGUGGCAUCCCGAGAGAUCUCUACCUUCCUACCAUCGAGGACAUCAAGGAUGAGGCAAAUAAAUUCACUAUAGAUAAAGUUCGCAAAGGGCUCACUGUCGUCAUUCGAUCUCCUGACACCAACAAUGUUCCAAGUACUGCUGUGGGAACUUCUUUGCCAAAAUUUGCAAUCAGGGGCAUGCUAAAAACCUUUUCCCUGCAUGGGGUGGUCCUGGAUGUGGAUUCGGUAAAUGAGUUAGUGCAAGUAGAGACCUAUCUGCGGAGUGAAGGGGUCUUAGUGAGAUACUGGUAUCCCAUAGAUAUGCUGGAGAGACCUCCUGCUGGAUACAGAAGAAUGGCCACCAAUGGUUUGGUGACUUUGGAUAGCGCAAACAUCCAAAUUCACAGGGAGCUGCUGAGAUGUGAAUCUGCCCUUGCCAGACUGUACUGCCGUGUUGCUUUACUCAAUAUCUUUGCGCCAAAGUCUCCACACACUUUUACUCGCUUAUUCCACAUUCCAGCCAUCCGUGACAUCACCUUGGAGCAUCUGCAGUUGUUAUCAAACCAACUUCUGACCCCUCCCCUACCUGAUGGUACCAUCAGCUCCUCCUCUAUUCUUAUAGGACAGUCCUUGCAACAUUGCUUCCAUUCCCAGGACUGCUCUACCACCAUACUGUUCUACCAGGGCAAUGCUCAGGCAAUCAGAGAAUGGCUUGGUGUGGCCAUCACAAGGGCCCUGCAUCAGGGAGAAGACAGUCUUCUGGAUUUAACAAAACAAAUAUGUUCCUUCUUGCAGCAUGCCCCAGAGCAGUUUCCAUUAGAAGAAUUCCCAAUCACAGAAUCCAAAGUCAGUAUGGAUGUGACUUUCCCUGGAGCAGCCUUUGUUGUGGUAUCUUGCAAAGAAAGCCAAUCUGGAUUCCGCAAAGACUCCUCUUUAUACAAAGCUCCGUGGGCUCGAGUUUUCCUGUAUGGUCUUGGCCAUAAAGUAAAGCGAAAUGGACAACUGAAUUUAAUAGAAUCUGUGUGUUAUCCACGAGAUGCCUCUCCCAGUAACACAGGCCUCACACCACCACCAACCACGAACCAGUACCCAACAGCGAUCAUUCCCACUGACAAGAUUCAUGUCAAGCUAGGAGUGUCUCCUGCGCCAGGAGCUGUUCUGGUUUUUCAUUCUCUACCCCUGGAAUUUCCUCUCGCAAUGGCUUUCACAGAACAGCUCUUAUCAUGGAAACUAGAAGAUGGGGAUGAGAGAUCAGAAGAUGAACUGGAUACCAUCCCAUCUUCUGUCCUAUUGCAAGUGGUGGAACUUAUAGGAAACUUGUUGUGGACAACAGAUCUAGCUGCGAUUAUGAAGGAGCUGCUGUUCCAUCUGCUAGCAGAACUACUUCGGAAAAUUCAUCAUCUAGAGCAAAAGAAGAAUCCUGCGGGCCUGUCAUCCUCCAUAGUGCUUCAGCUGAAUCCAUGUCUAGCUAUGCUUAUGGCUUUGCAGACAGAGUUGCGCAAGUUGUAUGAUGAGGAGACCCAAAGCUGGAGUUCUGGCAAUGCGUGUGGGAGCUCUGUUCCUGGAGUUAUUGAACAAGGGAGGUUUUCAACCUAUUUUCAUGCUCUCAUGGAGGUUUGCCUGGCUGUGGCAGAAGUUACUCUCCCCAUUAAUAUGAGUUCUGCAGUGAGUGUGAUGUCAACAAAUGCCACAAAUCUUAGUGAUUCAUCAUCAUCUUCAUCAUCUUCUCCUGGGCAGACUCCACAAAGUCCAAGCCUCCUAUCAAAGCGAAAGAAAGUCAAGAUCAAACGCGAGAAAGCAGCAACUGCAAAGCGUACAUCUUCGCGAGGGGCUGAGAAUAAUCCUGCCUUGCUUAGUAUGGGAGGAAGCAAGCCAGAGGACAUGCUGUGGUUCCACAGGGCACUGACUCUGCUAAUGAUUCUGCGACAUCUCACUAAUAAAGAUCCACAAGGUUUGGGUGUCACAAAUGAUGCCAUAGCAGAUGCCAGUCAGGCACUGGUUGGACCUACUGCCCAUAACCGCUUGCUUGUUAUUUCAGGGAUCCCUACUCACCUAGAAGAAUCUGUUGUUAGAGGAGCUAUUCGUAAAGCAUGCAAUGCCCAUGGUGGGGUUUUCAAAGAUGAGAUUUACAUUCCUCUUCAAGACUCAGAAACACCAAAACCUAAAGAGAAGACAGAAGGAGCUGAAUGUAAAAUUGAGGCAGGAAAAACAGUGAUGAUUCCUGAUAACAUGGAUGUUAGCAGUUCUAGCAGUGUGACCCCUGCAGUGAGUGUCAGUGCAUCUGCUUCGACAAGUCAGGCUUCCUUGUGCAGCUCUCAGGGAGUUUCACAAACUGCCAGUGAAACAUCUAUUGAGCAGUUUACUCCAGAACUUGCUGUACCAUCAGGUCUUCUGGAGCCAAAUGCAGUGUCUAGCCAGGAGAGUCUAGACCUUUCAAUAUGCAGCACUGGAAGCAUGGGCAGUUUAGGCAGCCUCGUAGAGCAGCUGGACAAUAUAGAGACCACAUCUUUGCCAGAUGUUGGCACCAUGUUUACAACUGCUUCACUGGACAAUCAUACACUGAUGUCAAGACCAAUCAAAGGAUUUGCAGUUGUUGAGGUGCGGUCACGGGCCAAAAUAGAAAAAAUCCGAGCAAGUUUAUUUAACAGCAGUGACUUGAUUGGUUUGUCUAGUCUAGAUGGUGAGGAUGAGCUUAUGGAAAUGUCAACUGAGGAAAUCCUAACAGUCUCCACUGUAAACCAGAGCUUGUUUGAUACUCAAGGAAUUCCGGGUUUGGGAGAUUAUUUCACUGAUAAAUCCAUGAAAGGUGAUAAAUUAGUCCCAGAAGCUCGAGAGAUUCUCACAGAAAUAUUCAAAAGCUGCAUUCAUGCUGAGCAGAUGCUAAGCUUAACUCCUGCCAAGUUCAUUAAAGUAUCAGACAUGUAUCUAAGCAAGGAGCAGAUCAAUACACAGACCCCAGGAAACCUGCUACACACCUUCUUCACAAAUGUUCGCCCCCCAAAAAAAGUUCUGGAAGAUCAGUUGACACAGAUUCUGCGGAAAUACGGCAUUCCUAAACCAAAAUUUGACAAAAGCAAAUAUAGUAAAUCUGGAAAGGAGCAGCACCCAGUAAAAGUUGUGAGCACUAAGCGGCCAGUGGGCAAACCUUCCACUAAAGACAAAGCUGUUUUGAACAGUGUACGAACCGCUUUAAGUGAGAAGAAACCAAUUGUGAAACCAAAAUCUCCAGAUAAGUGCCGACCAGAUGAGAAGGACCCUGACAAAUCUCCUACUAAGAAACAAGAAAUUGCUGAGGAAAAGUAUUUGACACUAGAAGGGUUCCAUAAGUUUGUGGUUGAUAAAUCUAAACAGGACAUACGGAGCAUCUGGAGAGCCAUACUAGCUUGUGGAUACGACCUCCACUUUGAAAGGUGUGCCUGCAUUGAUACGCGACAUGCCCAGAAAUACAGUAGAAAAUGGAAUCUUGAAAUGGACGUGGCUCUAGUUCAAUAUAUCAACCGGCUGUGCCGUCACCUUGCAAUAACACCGGCCCGGCUGCACCCUCAUGAGGUCUAUUUGGAUACUUCGGACACUGCUGACCCCAGGGUGUCCUGUCUGCUGAAUGUUCCCAUAGAAAGUCUCCGGCUCAGAUUUGCUCUUCUUCAGUCGCUGAACACCACUCUGGAAACCUUUUUCUUGCCACUUGUGGAGUUACGGCAAACAGACAUGUACAUGCACAGUAUUCCAGCAUUGCUGCAACAAGCUAAAGGACUAAUCUUCUAUGAUACAAAAGUAACUGUGAUGAAUCGUGUGUUAAAUGCAACUGUGCAGAGAACGGCUGACCAUGCGGCACCAGAGAUCAGCCUCGACCCCCUGGAAAUUGUGGGAGGUGAAAUUCGGACCUCUGAGAACUCCUACUUUUGCCAAGCAGCUCGCCAACUGGCAUGUGUGCCAUCCUCCCAGCUUUGUGUCAAACUAGCAAGCGGAGGAGAUCCUACUUACGCUUUCAAUAUUCGUUUUACUGGAGAAGAAGUGCACGGAACAAGUGGCUCUUUCCGACAUUUCCUCUGGCAAGUGUGUAAAGAACUACAGAGCUCCUCCCUGUCCCUUCUUCUGCUUUGCCCCAGCUCCGCGGUCAAUAAAAAUAAGGGGAAAUUCCUUCUGACCCCAAGCCCUAUAACCUAUGCUGAGGAGCAGUUACUCCAUUUCUUUGGUCAGCUCCUUGGUAUAGCGAUCCGAGCAGACGUGCCCCUACCCCUGGAUCUGCUGCCUUGUUUUUGGAAGAUGCUUGUGGGAGAGGCGCUGGAUCCUGAAACUGAUCUUUAUGAGGCAGAUAUUCUAACCCACAACUAUAUCAAGAAGUUUGAAAAUGUAAAUGAUGAGGCUGAUCUGGAAACGCUCUGCGCUGAAAUAGCGGCACAACAUCUUCCUACUGAGAGCCCAGACUCCCCCAACAAACCAAGCUUGAAAUUUACAUACCUGACAAUGACAGGGGAAGAGGUGGAACUUUGUGCAAAAGGAAGACACAUCCCUGUUGUCUGGGAAAACAAAGACAUAUAUGCAGCAGGAAUCCGAAACCUCCGUGUGCGGGAACUGAAGAACCAAGACUGUAUGAAUGCAGUACAGGCUGGCCUGGGUUCCAUCAUCCCCCUGCAGCUUCUAACCAAUCUGACUGCCCUGGAGAUGGAGCUUAGAACCUGUGGGCUGCCAUUUAUCAAUCUGGAGUUUUUAAAGGCUCACACGAUGUAUCAGGUGGGUCUCAUGGAGACUGAUCAGCACAUAGAGUUUUUCUGGUGUGCUUUGGAGAUGUUUACUCAGGAAGAACUUUGUAAGUUCAUCAAAUUUGCUUGCAAUCAGGAGCGUAUUCCCUUCACAUGUCCAUGUAAAGAUGGGGGACCAGACACUGCACAUGUCCCACCAUAUCCCAUGAAAAUAGCGCCACCCGAUGGAGCAACAGGUUCCCCUGACUCCAGAUACAUCCGUGUGGAAACCUGCAUGUUCAUGAUAAAGCUCCCUCAGUACUCUUCCCUUGAAAUAAUGCUUGAGAAACUGAAGCACGCCAUCCACUAUCGGGAAGACCCACUCAGUGGUUGACCAUAAUCUGACCAGCAGAGGAGUAGGUGAAAGAAUGGAGGACACAGUCCAUUUAGGACUUAUAAUUGCUCACAAGCAAGAACUGUCACGUACCCCGUGGACAGAACACAGAGGAAACAAGAUUACUGAACUUUUAUUUUUUAUUUUUUCCUUUCUGCCCAAACUCGCACAAUUACCUCUUGUAUUUGUGAAGUCUCUGGUGGGGUUUUUGCCUUGUUUGUGAAUUGUUUUGUAGAAUAAUUUUAGUACUGAUUGAUGUGAGCAGAAUACUUGAUUUUCUCCCCAAAUGCUACGCUCUAGAGUCUUUAGAACACCUAGUAUUUGGGGCAAAACUUAAAGAAAAACAAUGUCCAGUUAUUUUAUACCGUGACUGGAGGAACAGGAGAUAAUAAGAAAUAACAGGCUUUCUGUAAAUAAGAAUACACACCGUAAUAUUAUUUAAUGAUAAAUUAUUUCCAGAAUACAGGAAUGUAUCACACUGGAUAUGGAGCUGUGAAAAAAAAGUAUGUUUUUUUAUUUUAGUUAUUUUGCAAAGUAAUAUUUAAGUUAUAAUAGUUCUAAUAAGCACUGGAUUCGGCUGGCUGUACAUAGUCUAAUGUUGUGGGAAAUAUUCAUCUUACUAUCUUGGCAAUUUUGGUUGGUCUUUUCUCAGUAUUUAGAAAUAUAUAGGAACACGAGCUGCACAGGGAUAUUUUUUUUAUUAAGAAGUAUUUUUAUUUAAAAAGUUGUUUUUAUUUGAAAUAUAUGACUCGGCUCAGCUUCUUAGACUGAUGGGGUCCAGGUGUGAGGGAGCAUUCUCCGGAGAACUUGAAUCUGUGGCCUUAUGGUGCUGAGAAUGGGAAGGUGUCUGGGCUCGUACAGAGUUAUACAAUGCACUGUAUUUGUUAAGGGCUCUGUUCAUAUGCAGCACGUAAUGUGAUGGCAGAAGAGAGUGUUAUAUGUGGGUGGAUCCUCGUGGGAGCUGUGAGACUAAUGUACACAAAAGGAUUUUAAUAACAUCCGUAAAAAAAUUUGGAUAAUACCAGCUCAUGUCAUCAGAGAUGGACUUUCACAGAGGGCAAGGAAAUACGUGCAUUUUGAUUUUACACAGUAGACCUAAUAUGUAUUGGAAGGAAAAAUUGUUUUCCUUGUAAACCACAAAAGUAGGCGCAAGCGAAAGCUGCCGAUGGAAAAAAAUUGACCCAAUUGGAUCUCACCCCUGAUCCAGAACAAUUUACACACAAAAUCAUACAAGGUAGGGUCAAUGAAUUCCUUUGGCAAUAUGUAUUGGUCUCACUUGUCAAAUAUGCAGAGAACCUGGAGUCAUUAUUAUGACCAGUGUACAGUAAACUAAGUUAUUUGCAACCACACGUUGCAGCACCAGUAAGGCUGUAUAGAGCGCUGUGUGCCAGGGGGAAAGAACGGUCAGCACCAGGUAAAAAGUGUGACCGAUAAGAGGUAAGUAACUUGAAGCCUAGACAUUUGGCAGAAUAUUAUUAGUGCAACAUAAGCCGUAUAUCGUUUGUUCCUUCUAAUUGACCAGCACUUAUUUAGGUAAAUAAAGGCACCAGAAGUAAUAGUAUAAUCAGUCUCCGAUAAGUAUAUUACAUAUUGGAGCAGAUACACUCUUGCAACCUUAACUCACUAACAGAACAUUGAGCUAAAGUGAAAAUGGCCCAAACUGAGUGGGAUGAUGCCUUACUCAGAGAUUAUUGCAGCUCAGACUUAAGCCCGUUAAAGUCUUCUUUAGUGGUGGAUGCAGUCUGGGAGUAAAGGUUCAGGUGCUGCUGGAAAUGACAACACUAUAUCUAUGCAGUGACAACAUGUGAGUGGCACAGUCCAGUGAUGGGGAUACAGUUCUACAGGAUACAUAGCCUGAACUAAUGACACGGACAGUAUAACUGUAGACCAUGAUAAUGUAGUGUGGGAAUAAAUUGCUUUACUAUGUUAGCCAGGGAGAUAUUGCUACAUUAUUUAUAUCACUAAAAGAUUUUAAGCCAAUUAACUAUCAGAUUAAGUUGUUUGUCCCUCCGCUGAUAUUAAUUCAGUAUACAUUAUAUACGUCUGUUCUCCCAUUACAUACAUGCUUAUAAGACGUUGAGCACCACAUUAAUGGCAUUACUAUGCAAUGCGUAUUAUGCCAUACUAUUACCUUUAUGUCUGGGUACAUGUAAUGCAGCAAUUAUUUAGCUUUGGCAAUAUUGGACAUGUUCUCUGUUCAGGAAGUACCCAUAUUAUCAGUAGGACUUACAGAUGUACUUAGGUUGUUGUGGGCUCUUCUUAGCUUUGCUUGCUAAAUGGUCACUGAAGGUUGUUGGAAGUGGAGUUUUGGUAAAGCAGACGUGACAAAUCCCAGUUCAGGACCUGUGCAUGCUGUAGAGCCAACAGGACAGCAAAGCUGCAUUGUUUCAGGGGAUCACUAAACACUAAUGUCAAAGAAACCAACAAAAGAGUCUGAGUUCUGCAAAUGUUAUAGGUUAUGUUUAUAUUAUUAUUCCAGUCACCAACACUACAACAUCCUACAACAUCCUCCCCAGGAAAUUAGCUACUCUGAAAAGAUCUUUGUUUUAGCAAUUUGCAGAGGGUCCUGGCCAUCAGACUGGGAAAGGUAAAUGUGCUGCUACCGUGAGUUAGAAGUGCUCCUUUCUCCCGCACUACCGCCUCCAAUAAACGCCACCAGUUUUGCCAGGUAAAAGAUUAUUAUGGCGCCGGAGGAGAAUGACUCACUUGAAAUAGAAACACUUUUUAGCAUGGGUUUAAGUGCAACAUAUCUACUUUUUGAGCCCUGAAAGUGUGCUGUACAGUUGAUGUAUAUUUAUUAUUGCAGUUAUCUAUGGUUGCAUAUAACAAAUCCUUUAACUCAAUGCCAUUUCCCUUGUCUGUAUUGGUAUUAAAGACACUGCUCUCUGUACAUGAAGCAUAAUAAAUAAGGAAAAGUGUCAUAAGAAUAAACAUUUGAAUUUGAAUGUC
Messenger RNA from Pseudophryne corroboree (corroboree frog), 16490 nucleotides. RefSeq names its product HECT domain E3 ubiquitin protein ligase 4 (gene HECTD4). Gene Ontology annotation, biological process: glucose homeostasis. NCBI's taxonomy places the organism in Eukaryota, Metazoa, Chordata, Amphibia, Anura, Myobatrachidae. The record is from RefSeq and is a predicted model, not a curated record. The transcript has 76 exons. Gene Ontology annotation, molecular function: ubiquitin-protein transferase activity. The coding region runs from base 336 to 13541 and encodes 4401 amino acids.